Molecule: messenger RNA, 864 nt
Organism: Musca vetustissima
Lineage: Eukaryota; Metazoa; Arthropoda; Insecta; Diptera; Muscidae
Exons: 2
Coding region: 1-864 (287 amino acids)
Source: RefSeq, a predicted model, not a curated record
AUGUCGAGCAGUAGAAAACUAUCGUGCUUGCUAUUCCUGGCAUAUUGUAUGGUGACAAAUAUUCAAGUGGCCGUAGGACAUCAACGAACACACAGAGCUGCUGCCAGAUCGACUGGAACAUCUUCGCUCAGGACCAAUAGUGCCGGGAAAAGUAGCAGUGCCACAGCUAUAUCCUGGUUGGGUCCAGAAUUUCAAAUUAUCAAACGUGUCUAUGAUGAUUGUCAGGCCAAAGAUGAUUUUAUGAACUGUCUGAAACAGAAAGCUUUAAAUGGUCUGGGUCGGGCCAUUGAACAGGACUCCAUUAAGAUAUUCGAUGGUGUUGUUUUGGAAAAACAAAAUCAAACCGAAAAACAGAGUAUUAUUGGUAUGCUGGCUGAUGCUAGGGCCUUAAAUAGCCUCGGACCAUUGGAUCGAGCUCUAUUGUCAAAAAUUGAUAAGUUGGUGCGGACCCACUCCCUUAAAGUCGAUAUGAGUGUGGCUCGAUAUGGUGGUGGUGAUGACGACAAGGAUCACUCACAUAAACACAAGAAAAAGGAAGAAGGUGGUCAUGUGAAAUAUGUUAUUGCCGCAUUGCUCACAGCAAUGGGUAUUGCGGGGCCAAUUGGUCUGAAGGCAUUAGCCGCCAUUGCUGGUAAAGCUUUAGUUAUAAGUAAAGUUGCCUUGACCAUUGCCAGUAUUAUUGCCUUGAAGAAACUCUUUUCACAUGAUGGCCACGAGGAGACCAGUUUUCAGGUUCAUGCCGGAGAUCACAAUAGACGCAACACCUAUGUCAUACGCCCGGUACCAAAAACCGCCGGUAUUCCUGCCGGUGUUGGCGAAACACCUGUUGUAGAUCCAUAUCGUUAUUAUUAUGAAUAUCACUAA